Molecule: messenger RNA, 994 nt
Organism: Geodia barretti
Lineage: Eukaryota; Metazoa; Porifera; Demospongiae; Tetractinellida; Geodiidae
Source: the annotation of a GenBank genome assembly
UAUCGUUAGCUUGGCUGUAGUGGUGCAUGCAUUGCAGGGAGCCUGAACACCUGAGAUGGACAGGUCUUUUCUGCUGGUCUUGUGUCUAGUGACACUGUCUAAUGUACAGCUGGGACAGUCUCAAUGUGAUGUUGUGAGGAUUGCAGCAGCUGUGUAUGAAGUUGUAGGACGAGGUUUGGAGACUAUUGAGAAAGACAUGAAGAAUAUGAAGUCUGACAUGGCAAGCCUCAGUCAAAAGGUUGAUAAUCUCACACAAGAGGUUGAGAAAGUUUAUAGUGGAUUUAGUUCUCUGAAUGAAUCAAUGAGGGAUGAUUUCAGAGGUGUCGAGACUGAGUUAAGCCGUGUUAAUGAAAUCAUCAGUGAUCUAGGUGGACACCUACAGACACACAGCCAGCAGACUACAUCUGCAGUGACUCAGCUUGACACUAGACUGAGUUCUCUGAAUGAAUCAAUGAGGGAUGAUUUCAGAGGUGUUGAGAGAGGGUUAAGUGGCACAGCAAACAUGAUAUGUGACAAGAUUGAAGAAAAUGACAAUCAAAUCACUACUCAACUGAUGAGAAUGAACCAGAGCCUGACAGAACAGAUCGUUAAUAACAGUGUUCGUUACGCAUGUGGAGGUACUGCAAACUGGAGACGUGCAGUCUACCUGGAUAUGACAGACCCCAACACCAACUGUCCCUCUGGCUGGCAGCUCACUGGAUACUCCAAGAGAACUUGUGGCAGAGUUGGUACUGGACAGAGGACUUGUGACUCAGUCUUCUUCCCUGUCAGUGGAGGGCCAUACAGUCAGGUGUGUGGCAGGAUCAGAGCCUACCAGUAUGGAGUACCUGAUACCUUCUUUGGGUAUAAAACAGGUAGACAAACUACAAUUGACAGUGCCUAUGUCAGUGGUGUGGCUGUAAUGCAUGGCAGUCCUCGACAACACAUCUGGACAUUUGCUAAUGGAGCAUGGGGGAAUGAUACAACAUCCCAAGUAUGGAACUGUCCAUGUGAC